CCGCGCUGGAGGAGGUGGCGGCGUGCCCGUGUGACCCCCAUUGGCGGGGACCCCCCGGGCCCGGGCCGAGGGGAGGGCGACCCAGGGCGGGGCAGGGCAGGGCGGGGCGCGGCGCUGCCCUGCCCUCUCGCUGAGCGGGGAGGCGGGAAGCGGCGUCGGAGCGCUGCCGGUCGGCCGGAGCCAUGCGGAGCUGCGGGAGGGCGCGGGGCGCUGCGGGCUGGGCCGCCCCGCUGCUGCUGCUGUGGCAGUGCCUGCCGACGGUGCGGCCCUACAACCUGGACACGCGGCACGCCCUGCUCUUCCGCGGCGGCAACGGGACCUUCUUCGGGUACUCGGUUCUCCUGCACCGCCACGGCGAGGAGCGAUGGCUGGUGGCGGGCGCGCCCCGGGCCAGCUGGCCCGCCAACGAGUCGGUGGUGAGCCCCGGGGCCAUAUUCCGGUGCCGGAUCGGGGGGAACUCCAGCGGAGAGUGCGAGCAGCUCCAGCUGGGCCAUCCCAGUGGAGAGCGCUGUGGGAAGACUUGUGUGGAGGAGCGGGAUAACCAGUGGCUGGGUGUCAGCUUGUCGAGGCAGCCCAAGGAGAACGGAUCUAUCCUUGCUUGUGGACAUAGAUGGAAAAAUGUGUUUUACGUGAAAAAUGAGCACAAACUGCCAUACGGGAUUUGUUUCAGCAUUCGUUCUGAUUUUCGAACUGAGCUGAGCAGAAGAAUAUGCCCAUGCUAUAUAGAUCAUGUACGAAAGUUUGGAGAAAACCAUGGGUCGUGUCAGGCUGGAAUGUCUAGUUUUUACAUUGAGGACUUAAUUAUAAUGGGAGCCCCUGGAUCAUUUUAUUGGACUGGUUCUGUUUUUGUAUACAAUACAACUGCGAAUACAAUCCACCCUUACACAGAUUCAAAUAACCAAGUGAAAUUUGGCAGUUAUCUAGGAUAUUCUGUUGGAGCUGGACACUUUCUGACACCAUCCAGUAUAGAAGUAAUUGGAGGGGCUCCCCAGCAGGAGCAGACUGGUAAAGCAUAUAUUUUUAGCAAUGAGAAGCAACUAAAUAUUCUAUUUGAACUAAGGGGUAAACAGCUUGGCUCUUACUUUGGAGCUGCAGUUUGUGCUGUGGACCUGAAUUCAGAUGGCUUCUCAGACUUACUAGUUGGUGCUCCCAUGCAAAGUACCAUCAGAGAAGAGGGAAGAGUUUAUGUCUAUAUUAAUUCAGGUUCUAAAGCAAAGAUGGUAGAGCUGAACGUAGAGCUCAGCGGGAGCGACUCGUAUGCAGCGAGGUUUGGAGAGUCCAUAGCCAAUCUGGGAGACAUAGAUAAUGAUGGCUUUGAAGAUGUGGCAAUUGGGGCUCCACAAGAAGAUAAUCUAAAAGGGGCUAUUUAUAUAUACAAUGGCAGGCGAGAUGGAAUAACACCAUCGUUUUCACAGAGAAUACAAGGACAAGAAGUCAGUAAUUCUUUAAGCAUGUUUGGACAAUCCAUAUCAAGUGGCAUUGAUGUAGAUAACAAUGGUUAUCAAGAUGUAGCAGUUGGUGCAUUUUUCUCUGAUUCUGCUGUGGUGCUGAGAACAAAACCAGUGAUAAUUGUUGAAGCUUCUUUAAAACAUUCUAAUUCAAUAAAUCGAACUAAUCUAGACUGCAUGGAAAACGAGCAGCCUGCCACCUGUAUGAAUCUGAAGAUCUGCUUUGCCUAUAGGGGACGAGAGGUACCUGGGUACAUUGUAUUGCUUUAUAACCUGAGUGUUGAUGCAAACCGAAAAGAGGAUACACAGGCAAGAUUUUAUUUUUCCUCAAAUGGAACAUAUGAUACGAUCUCAGGAAAAGUAAAGAUUUACAGCAAUAUUACUGCCUGCAAAGAUCAUCCAGCAUUUAUGAGGAAAGAUGUAAGGGAUAUCUUGACUCCUGUACAUGUUGAAGCAAGUUAUCAUCUGGGGCAUCAUAUUCUACAGAAAAGAAAUGUUCAAGAAUUUUCACCACUUCAACCUGUUCUGCAACGCAGGAAAGAAAAAGAUGUUAUAAAAAGCAAGUUUACUUUUGCAAGAUUUUGCUCCCAAGAAAAUUGUUCAGCUGACUUGAGAGUUUCUGGAAAAGUUGUUUUUCCAAAGCCUCAUGAUAAGAAAACGUACCUUGGUGUUGGAAGUAUGAAGACUUUAUUGUUGAACGUUUCUCUGCUUAAUGUUGGAGAUGAUGCAUAUGAAACUCUCCUCCAUAUUCAGAUCCCUAAAGGUCUUUAUUACAUUCGAGUUUUAGAACUGGAAGAAAAACAGAUACAUUGUGCAGUAUUAGAUAAAGAAAUUAAUGCAGUGACACUGGAGUGCAGUGUUGGCUAUUUAUAUGUGGAUCACAACUCAAAGCUGGAUUAUAGUUUCCUCUUGGAUGCAAGCUCAUUAACCAGAGCAGAAGAGGACCUCAACAUCAUCAUUAAUGCUACCUGUAAAAAUGAAGAUGGGAACAUGUUGCUGGAUAACCUGCUAACUUUACCUAUACCUCUGAAAUACGAGAUCGAGUUAAAUACUCACGGGUUUGUGUCACCAACCUCAUUUGUUUAUGGAGCAGAAGAGAAAGAUUCACCAAUGACAUGUAUGAAGGAAAAUAUCAACUUCACUUUCCAUGUCAUCAGUGCAGGACCAAGCAUGUCUCCAAACACCAGCUUAGAGAUUAUGAUACCAAAUGCUUUUCCACCCAGGGACUCCAAAUUAUUCAACCCAUUGGAUAUCAAGACAACAGCUGGACACUGCUCCUAUAAUAAAUAUCCCAGAAGCUGCACUGCAGCAGAAAGCAAUGAAAACUUAAUAAAGGAUGUCAUCACUUUCUUCUCAAGGCCUACUAAGAGGCACAUGUACUGCAUGAAAAAUGACAGCCUUUGCUUACAAAUACAUUGCAAGCUGGGAAACAUGGAAAGUGGGAAAGAAGCAACUGUUCACUUGCAUCUGGAGGCUACUCCUUCACUUUUACAAAUGGAUGAUGCGUCGGUAUUAAAGUUUGAAGUAAGAGCAACAGCCUGGCCAGAAAAAAGUGCAAAAGUUAUUGAACUACAUAAGGACAAGCAAGCUGCAUAUGUCUAUUUGGAAGGAGUGCACCACCAAAAGCCAAAAUACUAUGUUACUGUGCUAAUUAUUUCCCUAGGCUUAAUAAUUGGUCUUACCUUGUUAUUGGUUCUUUCAUUUAUAUUAUGGAAGAUUGGCUUUUUCAAAAGGAAAUACAAACCAGUCCCUCAAGACAUGAACAGAAGAGACAGCUGGAGUUUUAAAAGUGGGAACAAAAAUGACUAAGAAGGCAAAUAAAUGUUUGAUUUGAAAAUGAAGAAAUGAAAAUUCAGAUUAAUUCACAGGAGAAACAUCAGCAACAAGAAACCUAGGCCUUGAGCUUACUUGCUCUUGCAAAACAUGCUUUAUUUCCUUGAACUGUAUGGAGGACACACCUUUACUGUUCCAAUAAGAAAAUGAUAAACCAGUUUGUUCUGAAGUCUCACAGUAAAAUCUGAAAUAUGGUCUCAGACAGAAGAACACUAAAGAUAAAGAGAAGAAUUACUUACCAAAAGGAAGUAUUUGUAAAAAAUAUUUGUAUUUUUGGCCAAUCCUGGAAAGUAAGAUCUCAAACACAUUAGAGUGUAAGUUGUUCUGUUAUUUUUAAAGUUUCAAUGAUAUUCAAGAAGAAACCCUCUCUCAUCUUGGCCUGGCAUUUUACCAAGGGUAAGUUAGCUCAAUUCUGUAGGACUGUAAGUAGAACACACAGACAUAGAAAUGGCUCUCAGAAGUUCUGGGCUUCUGCAGGUAACCUCAAAAGCUUUGGCUUCACAGGCACAGCCACAUCACUGAAGGUACUGAGACACCCAGGCAAGCCAGAACCAGGAGGGCCAAAGGUGAAUUCACAACAGGGAAUUUGUGGGGAGUAGCCUGGAGAUGCAGCUGUAGGAAGAUCAAAGUAUUGGAGAUCAUAAUUUGUAGCCAUCUAUAACAUGGUACUUGCAAGCAUAAUAGAAUUAUUUGUUUCAUCCUUUCCUCUGGCAGUGCUGCCAAAAGGUUUUGGACUUCUCCACUGAAUUAUUUCUAUGUGGGUUUUUUUUAAGCAAGUAUUUAUUUUUAUUUAUUUGAAGAGUUUUCUAUAGUACUUCUAAUAGGAUUUAGUGCUGGCAUAGACAGGCUUCAGCUGACAAAACAGAGACACCCACAAGACUCCAACUGCCAACCGUCAUGGGCCAAAUUUUAUCUUUAAAUUAAGUACUGUAGGAAGUACUUAAUAAGGAAGUCACUUGGAGAGCCAGCUUGGGUUCCUGGGAAGGGUCAGAUCAAUGUCAUCCAGACGGGCACCCUCAGCAGCAAAAGGCAAAGGACUGAACAGAAACUUGGAUCCAACCCCUGCUCUGCUGCUCCAGGAGGUCUCUUCAGCUAGCUAAGUUUGCACUGCCACCUAGCUUUGGUGAAACAGCACCAGCCACAAGGGAAAGAGCCUUCCUUUGCUCCCCAGAGUAGCUGGAGAAUGUCCAGCUUCUUCAAUAGCUGAAUUUAUUGCACCAGCAGGACAGAGGAUGGCCGUGAGGCUGGGCCUUGGAUGUCUUUCUGAGCUGCACCGAGAAAGGAACGUCACCUGUACAAAUGCUCUGGGGCUGACCAUCCUGAAACUCAAACCCACAGCGAGUGCCUUCAGUGCCUCAAACCCACUGCUCCCAGAGUGCCUGGUGCCAUAAAAACCAUGUUACCCACAGAUUCCAAAGGUGUUUGGGACCAUUCUGUAACUUCCUUUCACUCCAUCUAAUGCCAAAGAUGUGCAUCACUCCAAAGGAUGUUUUCCUCUAAUAGCUACAGUGCAAGAACAAAUGAAUGUGCAUAUAUUUUUUUAAAAGUCAAAAUAAAGUAUGUCAAGAAUGAAAUACUUUCUUGCAAAUCUCUGUGAAAACUGUAUCAAAAAAUGCUUACCUUCCACAUGGCUUUAGUGAAUUUUUGCACUUUAACCAAAAAACCUUUGAAAUUAGUUUGACAUUACAGCAUACUGUGAAAAAUAUACCUCAAAUACUGGAAGAAGCAUUCAUGUUCUUUUGAGUACAAACAAUGCAAGGAAGUGAAACCAAAGCAUUUUAUUUAUCUUUGAAAUAGUUUACAUAAGUCAGUACAUAUGAUAAUGAUGCCUUGGAAAUUGUACAGAUUUGAUUGCCUUUUCCUAGGAUAUGAAGCAAAAUUAUCAAGUUUUUCAUAAAAAUGAAUGUAUAAUGUCCUGAUGGUGGCAAGAUUAUGAAGUAUUACUCAACUGCAGUUUAUUAAAAAAAUCCAAACAAGUUAAACACAUGAAUACUGUUUGUUCUGCAAGUUCAAUUCUUUUGUUAAAUUGCAUUUAAUAAAUAACAGUUAAAUCUACUAAAUGUUGCUGGGAUGCCUUUUUAGACAACAUAAAGAAGCUUAUAUUUAACAUCUUAAGACAGUUCAAACUAUCUGAUGGGAGAGAGUAUGAAUUUUAAGGGGAGACUGCUCCCUGUGGCUUGGACAACAGGUAACAGCUUGGGUUUAGGAGCCAAAUCCUCAGCUGCAGUGCUUUAGGUGCAGUACUUAGUCCCUGUGUAUUUAUGACAGAUAAGAAUUCUUACAACUAUUUUAAACCAUUGUAGCUAUGGCUCUCUUGUAAAGACUUAAGGCCUUGAUUUAGCCACAUCAUACAAGGCCUGAAUUCACACUGCACUGGAGUGCUUCCUGAAGAAAGCACCUAAAUCCACUCAUCCUUGCAUGACACAAUGCAGCUCUCUCACCAUUAUCUGUGCACU
Molecule: messenger RNA, 5737 nt
Organism: Prinia subflava (tawny-flanked prinia)
Lineage: Eukaryota; Metazoa; Chordata; Aves; Passeriformes; Cisticolidae
Gene: ITGA4
Product: integrin subunit alpha 4
Exons: 28
Coding region: 183-3257 (1024 amino acids)
Biological process (GO): cell adhesion mediated by integrin; integrin-mediated signaling pathway; cell-matrix adhesion
Cellular component (GO): integrin complex; external side of plasma membrane
Molecular function (GO): integrin binding
Source: RefSeq, a predicted model, not a curated record